CUGCCGUUCUGUUGAUGUCUCAUGCUCAAGUUCAAGCAUGCUUGCAGACCCACUUUCUCAACUGCGAUAAUAGCGUGAACGAACCUUAUCUCCACCUUACGCCUUGUGUGGGGUUAGCAACCCGUUGAAUUCUUGACUGAUCACCGGCAUAAACAAACAGCGAUUCGCGACGAAAGUAACAUUUUGGUGGCCCCAACUACUGAAGAGAGAUAUUACGCUAACAGACUGGCUGGGACAGAAAUAGGUCGAUAAAAAUAGCUUGUCGCAAAGUUAUAAUUAGCCCCCGACUUCUGCAUAAAGAACUAAACAUUUAACGAUUGGGUCAUUACCCAAACUGUGUGAAUGGAUAUUUAAUUGUCAGUAUAUCGAGAGACGUUGAAGCUAUGAAAACAAAACUGUCGCUUGCGAUUUGUUCAGUUAUUUGGACGUUGAUGUUGAUUACAAAUUGUAACGUAUGUAAUUGAAUAAUAUAUACAAAAUUAAAUAAUAAAUUUGUUGUUCACAUAGAUGGAAACAUUCUGCAAAAUGACGAAUGCAGUUUGUGAGACGAUGAACACAUCUUGGGUCCUCAUCCAUGAGUGUCGCCUGCGCGCGAUCAGUCGAAAUAUCACCACAUUAAACAUUGAUAUCACUUUUCUUCAUCCCGCUCAUGUUAUCGAUCUUAGGCUGGAGCUAAAAACCAAGGCAUUUGGAUACAGACCCUCAAUUUUCAACUAUACCAUCGAUGCUUGCACAUUUCUACGACAACGCAAACAUCGAGUAUUCAUGAUGUUUUGGCGUAUUUUUAAGGACUUUUCAAACAUUAACCAUACGUGUCCUUAUGUGGGUAAACAAAUUGUAAAGGAUUUUUACUAUGAUCCAGCAAAUUUAACUCUGCCAAUACCAAGCGGUGAUUAUGUUGUGCUUUUCACUUGGAUGCUCGAUAAGAAACCACAGUUUUUCACCAACAUUUACUUCUCAUUCUACCAGGAUAUUAUCAAUGUAUAAUUUUUCUCUUUUUUUAUAUUCAUAUGUGAACCAAAGUCAUACGUUUUAAAUAAUAUGUUAUUUGCAAAAUA
This is a messenger RNA of Drosophila albomicans, 1058 nucleotides long. RefSeq lists its product as uncharacterized. The coding region runs from base 508 to 987 and encodes 159 amino acids. The transcript has 4 exons. NCBI's taxonomy places the organism in Eukaryota, Metazoa, Arthropoda, Insecta, Diptera, Drosophilidae. The record is from RefSeq and is a predicted model, not a curated record.